AUGGAAGAAAGAAGCAAUAGCAAUUGUGUGUGUACCAAAAGACAUAACCUUGACCGUAUCAGCGACUUACCAGACUCCAUUCUCCACCACAUCCUCUCCUUCUUGCCCACAGAAGAAGCUAUCGAAGCCUCAUACUUAUCAAAAAGGUGGAACUGGUUAUGGACUUUUGCCUCAGGCUUAUCCUUCUAUGACCAUCAAGAUUCAGAGCAUGUCACUGACCUCGCUGUCUCCGUGUGCAAAACCCUACCCCUAUACCGUUCUCACAAGUUAGACAAGUUUCACAUCACCGACUUUAGAUACACACCACGUUUCGAGUGUUAUGUGGACUACUGGGUUAACUUCGCAACAACCCACAAUGUUGAAAACCUCUAUCUAGAACUUGAUAGUACAGAGAUGCCCUAUUAUGAUCAAUAUAGGUUGUCUCAAAGUUUAUGCACUCACUCGUCGUUAAAGACAUUGGCUCUAAGAUUUUGUAAGUUUGAACCAAAACCUUGUAUUCGUUGGACUUCGCUCAAAGUAUUAUGUAUUGCUUAUGCUAGGUUGACCCGUGAUAUGAUACGUAAGAUUUUGUUGGGUAGUCCUGCUCUUACAGAUUUGAGAUUGUAUAACUUUGAGUUUCAAGGUAAGGUAGGUAAGAAUGUGGUCACUAUUAAUUCUACAAGCCUGCAAAAAUUAGAGCUAGAUGGAGGUAAAGAUCUAUGCAGUGAAGACUUUUCUGUAGUAGUAAUUUUGGCUCCUAAUCUUCGGUCGCUAAGUAUAUCCGGGUUAAUGUAUAGAAGGAGGUUUCGGUUGAGGAAUGUAUCAUCUUUGGUUGAAGCUAAACUCAGUUUCGAGAGGACAAUGACUGAUCAUGAAAGAGAAUCUUGUUACUCAAAGAAUCGGAGUGUGUUAACGAAACUUCUUGUAUCGCUUCUUCAUGUUCCCAAAAUCACCAUAUCAACCUGGUGUCUUCAGGUCUUGAGUCUCUUGACAAUAUUGGAAGUGAAAGCUUUGCCAUCUCCAUUGGCAGAGCGCAAAUGUUUGGUCUUAGACACAGAGCUUAACAAAUGGGACCUUCCAGGGAUCACUAACCUGCUUCAAAGUUCACCUGAUUUGGAGAAACUGGUUGUAAACUUGGUACCCUCCUGCAACUCUAAGUUGGAGUUUAAGCCAGAAUUUAUCAACGAUUAUAACUUCGAUCACGAGGAGUUUUGGAAUUCGAAAAGGACAUUUGAGUGUUUGUCUCUGCAUCUUAAGACGGUUGAGAUUGUUGGUUUUGAAGCAAAGUGUUUUGGGUUGCCAUUUGUACUUGGGUUUGUACAGUUUCUGCUUAAGCAUGCAAGGGUGCUAGAGAAGAUGGUUAUAUAUGAAAAAAGAGAGGCUACUAAUCAAACCCCGACUCUUGUGGAGGCACGUGAAUUUCUGCAGGUCACUCAACUAAUUUUAUCAUACCAAAAAUCCUCUCCAAAUGCCGUGGUUAUGUUCUCUUGA
Quercus robur (English oak) is the source of this 1470-nucleotide messenger RNA. RefSeq names its product F-box protein At5g03100-like. Bases 1 to 1470 code for a protein of 489 amino acids. The record is from RefSeq and is a predicted model, not a curated record. Lineage: Eukaryota; Viridiplantae; Streptophyta; Magnoliopsida; Fagales; Fagaceae. The transcript has 3 exons. Gene Ontology annotation, molecular function: protein binding.